This is a messenger RNA of Solanum lycopersicum (tomato), 507 nucleotides long. The record is from RefSeq and is a predicted model, not a curated record. NCBI's taxonomy places the organism in Eukaryota, Viridiplantae, Streptophyta, Magnoliopsida, Solanales, Solanaceae.
AUGAUUGACAAUCAUCGAGGUUGGCAUGAGAUGUUUCCAUAUGAUUUAUUGGGUUAUCGAACGAAUGUCAGAACGGUUACUGGAGCUACUCCAUACUUGCUGGUAUAUGGAACAGAAGCAGUCAUACCGGUUGAAGUUGAGAUAUCGUCUUUGAGAAUCAUCCAAGAAGCAGAAAUAAGUAAUGCUGAGUUGGUCAGCAAGCUUAUUGAUCAGUUAACGUUGAUUGAUGAGAAGAGAAUGGUUGUCGUUUUUCAUGGACACCGACAAAGGAUGAUUCGUGCACUCCACAAGAGAGUAAGAGUUACGAAUUUUGAAAUCGGUCAGUUAGAACUUCAGGGCAUUUUUCAUCAUCUAUAUGAGUACAAAGGAAAAUUUCCGCUAAAUUGGAAAGGACCCUACAUGGUUCGCAAAGUAUUAUUUGAAGGUGCUUUGGUCCUUUCACAGAUGGAUGACACCACAUGGCCGAAACCGAUCAACUCAGAUGAUGUCAUGAUAUACUAUGUGUGA